AUGGCUUUGGCCGCUCUGGCAGUGUUAGCCCUGGCCACGCCCGCCCUCGCGGGCCGCACAUUGAAGGACGGCGUCACCAGCGCCGCGGCCAGCCCGCAACCUGAUGCGGUGCUCGGCUCCGCCACCGGCAUCCUGACCGGCGUCACCUCCAACCUGGGCGGCACCGUCACCAGUCUAGGCGGGUCCCUCACCAGCACCGUGAACAGCCUGCCCGUCGUCGGCCCCACUGUUGGCCCCACUGUUGGUGGCCUCCUUGGCCCUGUCACCAACACCGUCGGCGGCACCGUUGGCGGCCUCCUUGGCCCCGUCACCAAAACCGGUGGCGGUUUGACCACCGGCAGCCCCACCGGCGCCGCCACCGGCCUCCCCGCUGGGUUGACCAGCACCGGCCCCUUCGGCGUCCUUGGCCUGGUGAGGGAGUUGUUUGGCUAG
Monoraphidium neglectum is the source of this 432-nucleotide messenger RNA. RefSeq lists its product as hypothetical. NCBI's taxonomy places the organism in Eukaryota, Viridiplantae, Chlorophyta, Chlorophyceae, Sphaeropleales, Selenastraceae. The coding region runs from base 1 to 432 and encodes 143 amino acids. The record is from RefSeq and is a predicted model, not a curated record. The transcript has a single exon.